GCUUUGGGGGCCGAGGCCUGAUCGGAGGUGGGGGCGGGGAGGCAAAGUGAGGAGAGAGUCCGCUUUCCCUGUGCGCUCUUCCCCCCGCAGGGCUUGCCCGACUCGAGUGGUCAAGACGACGGGAGGUUGACGGCCAUUUUAAACGCAGUAACCGAGAUGUGCAUAGUCUUACUUUCUUGCUUGGUAGCCAGAAAAGGGGACGUGGAGAAGCAGGGAGGCCCCCCCACUGAAGCCCAGAUUCUUCACUGCGGCGGCCUCCUCACUGCCGAGAACAACAACUCGCGGGCGUCCUGUGGCCACACCCCGGCGGGCCAGGCUGGCUACGCCCACGCGGCCUCCUCCAGUCCUGCCGGUCUGGCCAAUGGAGGAGAUACGAAUGGCACGACCUGCCCGAGCUUGGCAAUCGCCAGUCGCACUGGGAUCGGACGCCUGGGAAGACUUUGUUGGAAGGGGAGGCGAGGAGAGGGUGCUGCACCCCUGCCGACCUCCCUCUUUCCCGGGACUUGUCGAACCACAGCGCAGCCAAUUGGUUCAAAGAUGUGGCAGGUUGCCGCUUCCCUGUGGGUCUAUGCGGCACUCUUCUGCCUGGUGACUGACGCUUUGGAAAUGAGGCUUGUGACGUCAUCGCUUCAGCGGACCAAUAGGAAACGCUCCCGCGGAGAGCUGUUCCUCCCCCUUCGACUUUGCUUCCUCACGCGCGUGAGCGAGCGUGCGCGCGCGGAGGGGGUGGGGGAAAUCUCGAGCACGGUGGCGCGCAUGAGCGGCGAAGCUCCUCCCCCUUGCCUAUAUAUAAAGGGCUGGCGCGGGGCUCGGCGGCGCCAUUUCGCGCUGGAGUGGAGCAGCCUCUAGAACGAGCUGGAGGAUUCUGCCUACUUACACAGAGCCUUGAAGUCGUCCGGGGCCGCCAUUACAAUCCACGUCCAUCCGCUUGGAAAUGGCCUUCGUCUCGGCCUAUGACCGGUCCCGGCGGACAGUACAGACCCUAUAGAAGCCCCCGAAGCUCCCCUUUUUCGGGCCCCGCCCAAUCCUCGGAGUCUGUCCACCCCCUCUACUCCGCCCUCAAGAGGAUUUCAAAGAUGGAGGCGGCGGCUCCCUAAACCACUUUUCGUGUUCAUCCGCCUCCAUCCGAGAUCGAAACGGGACCUCGUCUGCCCCGGUCGGUCCCAGCAGGAAGAGGGGAUCCUUGCAGACCAACAGCGGGCGGUAUUGACGACGGUGUCUGGGAUCGGGGGCCGUCCUGGGGUUUGAAGAGUCCGUCCCCCUUCGCUCGCCCGCUUCUGCUAAGACCGCCGCCAUUUUCUCGCUGUCCGCCUCCUGCGGAGCGCGCCAAGCUGCCGGGAGUUCUCCCAGAAACAGCGGAGAAGACUGCUUUCUCGCCGGCCCGGCCGGGUGGGGGUUGUCGCCUGGAGGGCCAAGGGCAACGGCCCCCGCCCCCCCUCGCUUCCCGGGUUAUGCUGGACUGGGAGGUAAGGGGAACCGAGGCCACCCGGACUUUACGCGGCUGAGGGCAGCGCCGGUUCCCCGCGGUCAAGAUGCUGCAAAACGUGACUCCCCACAGCAAGUACGUCCGUGCGAGCCGCGUAUGGGAAGGGGACGUUGGGGGGCUGCGGCACGCGGGUGUGGGACUCCGGGUUCGGAGGUAGUACGGAAUCGGCUGGGACCAAUUGCUGUUUCGUGGUGUAACUGUUGGCGCUCUGGGCUCGCGGAGGGGUUGAGCGACGGUUUGGGAACCGUGGUAGCGGUCCAGAUACCGCGUAUGGAGGGAGCACAGGUUGUCAAUUUACUCGUUAGUUUUCUUGCUGUGGCGUGAUAUUAGCCGAGUCGGGUAGGCCAAGGUUGUCGACAGAACGAUGGAAGGACGACAUUGAUUGGGCAGCAGGUCUUGCAGGUGGUGGGUCUGGUGUCUAGCGACGGAUCGUCACAGGCCUUUUUGGGGAGGGUUCGUGGUCACAUCUAGUGCCUUACAGGGUUGUCAUGGUGAUGGAGCUUCGGAGACUGACGAUGGGUAUUCCCAGAGUAGGGCAGAAGGAUCAGUUUUUGAGUCUAUAGGUUUCUAAUGUGUAGGUUAGGUCAUUAGAUUCUUGUCUUUCGGUGACUGGUACAGUUUUGUGUUGAGAGGUGUGUGCUUUGUUGUAGAGAAUUUUUAAAAAAUACCUUCGAGUGUUUCAUUCAGGGUAGAAGGGUGGAGCUAGGGAUCCUCUGGUCCAGUUCUGCGGAUGUAAACAAUGAGAUCUCCGUGUAACGUCUUACAGUCUUAGGCCCUGAGAAACACUUGGUCUUGAGCACCAGAAGGGGUGUAAACUUGCACUGUUACCUGGCCUUUGAUUUCAAGAGUUGAUGCUACAGUGGGAAUUGCUAGUUGCAUUGCAGUUUUUGGCAGGGGUGGGGGGCAGUUUAUACCACUUUGAGGUAACUUGCUGACCUUGACUAUUUGGACAGCUUUAUUUUUUGAGUCUCUUGAAGGAGACAGAAUUUGCGAAUAAUCAAUUUCUGAGGGCUGGCAGCUUCGGAUAUUCCAGGCUGCGAAGUCUGUUAAAUACUCUUUUUUUUUUUUUUUUUUUAAAUAAACUUGAGUUGGUGUGGUUUUCUGUUGUAGAUUUUUAGUUUUGUUUUUGUUUUAGAGUUAACUAUUCAGAGCUUGUGGAGAAUGCUGAUCAUUUCUGUGCAGAUGGAGUCUGAGGUGUCAGUCACAUCAGCGUUUUAUGCAAUUUUCCUAUUCUGUUUCCUUUUUUCACCUGCUUCCUUUAGGCUCAACCACCAUGGCAACCACCAAGCCCCUAGUGAGGAGGAAGCUUGGGGCUUGAGUUUCUCAGCUCCACCCUUUUUGCUUAAGCCUCAUCCCCAUAAGACUGAUUUUUCUGAUGGCUGUGCUUUAUGAGAAACUACCUUGGCUUUCUCACUUUAAAUUUACCAAACAGAUGAAAGAGCCCAUCAGACUUCAGAAUGUAGGGCCUAGGUGGGUAUAGUAAAAUAAAGAAAAGGUGGGAGGAGGUACAGGAACAAAAGCUUGAAGGAUUGUUUGGAUACUGGUUCUGGUUAAGAUCCAGUUUCAUAAUCUUGACUGCUUUUAAUUAGGUUCCAUGCAUGGAUUUAUUGAGGGUAAAUAGUGUGAAUUAGUGUAAAUUGCAUAUUCUACCGCUUUCCACAAGGUUGCUACUUUUAAUGUUGUUUUCUGUCUUCACAGGCUCCCUGGGGAGGGGAAUGCAGGGUUACUGGGGCUGGGCCCAGAGGCAGCAGCGCCUGGGAAAAGGAUUCGAAAGCCCUCUCUGUUGUAUGAGGGAUUUGAGAGCCCUACAAUGGCCUCAGUGCCGGCUUUGCAACUAACCCCUGCCAACCCACCACCUCCAGAGGUGUCGAAUCCCAAAAAGCCAGGACGGGUUACCAACCAGCUACAGUACCUACACAAGGUGGUGAUGAAGGCUUUGUGGAAGCAUCAGUUCGCGUGGCCCUUCCGGCAGCCUGUGGAUGCUGUCAAACUGGGUCUGCCGAUUCCCACCCCAGGUUGGGAGAGGACCACGGUGGCCAAAAUUCUUAGCUUCUUCCUCUCCCUCAUGCAGCCCAUGGAUAGCCAGCCCCAGAGGAUUAUCACAAAAUUAUAAAGCAGCCAAUGGAUAUGGGUACUAUUAAGAGAAGACUUGAAAACAACUAUUAUUGGGCUGCAUCAGAGUGUAUGCAAGAUUUCAAUACCAUGUUCACUAACUGUUACAUCUACAACAAGCCCACUGAUGAUAUUGUCCUGAUGGCACAAACGCUGGAAAAGAUCUUCCUACAGAAAGUGGCGUCAAUGCCACAAGAGGAACAAGAACUCGUGGUGACUAUCCCUAAGAACAGCCACAAGAAGGGGGCCAAAUUGGCAGCACUCCAGGGCAGUAUCACCAGUGCCCAUCAGGUGCCUGCAGUCUCUUCUGUGUCUCACACAACCUUGUAUACUCCACCACCCGAGAUACCUACCACUGUCCUCAACAUUCCCCACCCAUCGGUCAUCUCUUCGCCCCUUCUCAAGUCCUUGCACUCCGCUGGACCCCCGCUCCUUGCUGUCUCUGCAGCUCCCCCAGCCCAGCCCCUUGCCAAGGUAUACAUCUGUGGAUAUUUUGGGGGCAAUGAGGAGGAAAGGCUUUCAAUGAGGUGGACACAGGAUAAAAGGCUCCCAUCUUGUUUUUCUCUGCAGAAAAAAGGGGUAAAGCGAAAAGCAGAUACUACCACCCCUACACCUACAGCCAUUCUGGCUCCUGGCUCCCCAGCUAGCCCUCCCGGGGGUCUUGAGCCUAAGGCAGCACGGCUUCCCCCUAUGCGUAGAGAGAGUGGCCGUCCCAUCAAGCCCCCACGCAAAGACUUGCCUGACUCUCAGCAGCAACACCAGAGCUCCAAGAAAGGAAAGUUGUCAGAACAAUUGAAACAUUGCAAUGGCAUCUUGAAGGAGUUGCUUUCGAAGAAGCAUGCUGCUUAUGCCUGGCCUUUCUAUAAACCAGUGGACGCUUCUGCUCUUGGCCUGCAUGACUACCAUGACAUCAUUAAGCACCCCAUGGACCUCAGCACUGUCAAGCGGAAGAUGGAGAAUCGUGAUUACCGAGAUGCACAGGAGUUUGCUGCUGACGUGCGGCUUAUGUUUUCCAACUGUUAUAAGUAUAAUCCUCCAGACCACGAUGUUGUGGCCAUGGCGCGAAAGUUACAGGAUGUGUUUGAGUUCCGUUAUGCCAAGAUGCCAGAUGAACCGCUAGAACCAGGUCCUUUACCAGUCUCGACUGCCUUGCCUCCUGGCUUGGCCAAGUCGUCUUCAGAGUCCUCUAGUGAGGAAAGUAGCAGUGAGAGCUCUUCUGAGGAGGAGGAGGAGGAAGAUGAGGAGGAGGAAGAGGAGGAAGAAGAGAGUGAAAGCUCUGACUCUGAGGAAGAAAGAGCUCAUCGCUUGGCUGAACUGCAAGAACAGCUUCGAGCAGUACAUGAACAACUGGCUGCGCUGUCCCAAGGCCCAAUAUCAAAGCCCAAGCGGAAGAGGGAAAAAAAAGAGAAAAAGAAGAAACGGAAGGCAGAGAAGCAUCGAGGCCGAGCUGGGGGUGAUGAAGAUGACAAAGGGCCUCGGGCACCCCGCCCAUCUCAACCCAAGAAGUCCAAGAAAGCAAGUGGCAGUGGGGGUGGCAGUGCUGCUACAUUGGGUCCUCCUGGCUUUGGACCUUCUGGAGGAAGUGGCACCAAACUCCCCAAAAAGGCCACAAAGACAGCCCCACCUACCCUGCCUGCAGGUUAUGAUUCAGAGGAGGAGGAGGAAAGCAGGCCCAUGAGUUAUGAUGAAAAGCGGCAGCUGAGCCUAGACAUCAACAAGUUGCCUGGGGAGAAGCUAGGCCGAGUUGUACACAUAAUCCAAGCCAGGGAGCCCUCUUUACGUGACUCAAAUCCAGAAGAAAUUGAGAUUGAUUUUGAAACGCUCAAGCCAUCCACGCUUAGAGAGCUUGAACGCUAUGUCCUUUCCUGCCUACGAAAGAAACCUCGGAAGCCCUAUACUAUUAAGAAACCUGUGGGAAAGACAAAGGAGGAACUGGCUUUGGAGAAGAAGCGGGAACUAGAAAAGCGCUUACAGGAUGUUAGUGGGCAGCUCAACUCCACCAAAAAGCCCCCCAAGAAAGCGAGUGAGAAAACAGAGACAUCAUCGGCACAGCAGGUAGCAGUGUCACGCCUCAGCGCUUCCAGUUCCAGCUCAGAUUCCAGCUCCUCCUCUUCAUCUUCCUCUUCUUCAGACACCAGUGAUUCAGACUCAGGCUAAGGGGCCAGGCCAGAUGGGGCAGGAGGCUCCGCAGGACCGGACCCCUAGACCACCCUGCCCCACCCCUUCCCUCCCUUUGCUGUGACACUUCCUCAUCUCACCCCCCCUCCCCCCACUGUAGGAGAGCUGGCUCUGCAGGGGGAGGGAUGCAGGGACAAUUUCUGAAGGAGGGACAUAAAUGGACAAAAUAAGACUGAGUUCCCAGCCCCAUUGAAAGUGACCUCUUGGGCAUAGGGCUCCCAUUCGAAAUGACUGAGGUGGGGCAGGGGUACAGGGUGGGACUGGGCAAAGGCCCUGAUAAGGGGUUACCUGAGGCCGUAGCUGCCCUGUUCACUUGUGAGGGCCCUGUUUUGAGGUUGUUUUGUUCUAAUUUAUUUUAAGCUAGGUAAGGCUGAGGGGGUGGGGCCAUGGUCCCCUCGGCUUCCAUGGGGAGGGAGGAAGGGGGAACUCUUUUUUUACGUUGACUUUUUUUUUUCUACUCUUUUUCCCUUUUCCUUCUGCUCCAAUUUGGGGCUCCUGGGGGUUUAGUCAUCUCCCCAUUCAGUCCCCCUGGAUUGUCUUUUCUUUGUCUGUUGAUUCUAACUUGUAAAUAAAGAAAAUA
Sus scrofa (pig) is the source of this 6356-nucleotide messenger RNA. Lineage: Eukaryota; Metazoa; Chordata; Mammalia; Artiodactyla; Suidae. The record is from RefSeq and is a predicted model, not a curated record.